UGUGCAGUAAAGCAAGAGUAAACCGUUUAAGGCUUGGUUUUGGUUUCCCCUUCUGCUUCGCCAGAGCGAAAGUAAAACAAAGCACAACCUGCAGCCGGCACCAGGACUGCGUUCGGGAUUGCGGGGUUUGGGGGACUGUAGGAUGGCCGGGGGGCUGGAGCUGGUGUGCGGGGCUCUGCUGCUGCUGGCCGCAGGACCAGCAAAAGCUCCCACACCAGUGCCUCCGUUUCGCAGAGCAGAUAUCGCCCUGAGCUGCUCCUACUUGGAAGAAAAUACAAAAGCCACAAUGCAUGCCUUUGGCAGCUUGUCCUCCGAGCGUCCUGCUACCCUUGUGCUGAGGAACAUCAGCGUCAGAGAUGGUCAGAACUUAGAUGAAAUAACUGAGUACAAAGUCCCACAGAAAAAUCCUGUCUCCUCUUCUCCCAUUGUCUUUGAAGCCUCAGCACAGUCAGUAUCCAUCCCACAUGCAGAGUCCCUGCUGCAUGCAGAUUGUGAUGAGGAGGUGAACUGCAAGAUCUCCCCGUACAGCUUGCAGCAGGCUGGUGAGGGGCCCUGCCAUGCCUCCUGGUUCAUGGCCACCCUGCAGCUCUCCAGCGGGAUCAGUAUCACCCUGGUGCUCAGAGGACCGCUCUGCAGCAGCCAGGAGGACGAUGCAACACUGCACCCAAAGCUGAGGAUUCCUAUGAGUGAAGAAGGGACAUUGCUGACCACAGUUGAAAUGCAAUUGUCAUCACACAAUACUUUCUUGCGCACACAUCUUGGCAGCACAAUCACCCUCGACUGCCACUUUGAGCUGGCUCCCAGCUCUUCACUGUCCUCCCUGGAGUGGAGGAGGCAGCACCAAGGCAGCAGCCAUAGCCUCUUCCAGUACCAGGAGGGGAACACAGGCCCAGAAGUGCAGCCAAAAGUCCAUGUGGAUGUAGCUGAGCUCCUGGGGAGCGGAGACGCAUCGUUUAGCCUGCAAGGAGUGAGCGUGGAAGAUGAAGGGACAUACAUCUGUGGGGUGUCCACCCUGCUGCACCAGGCCCAGCUUAUCAUCCAGCUGCAUGUGGCAGAGCCUCCAAGAGUUCAUGUCACUCCGGCAGCGGUGUCAUUUGAGGGAGGUGUGACGGCUACUCUGACCUGCACCAUUGCUGGCUAUUAUCCCCUGGAUGUCUCAGUGAGCUGGACACAGAAGACUCCCGAAGAUGACAUGGAAAUCCCCCUCCCAAACACACAUUUCUCCAGCCACCAGCGAAGCCAAGAUGGCACAUACAGCAUCACAUCCUACCUCAGCAUCAGCUCAGCCACAGCGCAGGCACCAGCCAUCUACAGCUGUCAUGUUUCACAUGCGGCCCUGGCAGAGCCCAUUUCUGUGAGUGCCCAUCUUAAGGCACCAGAGCAAACAGAAUCAGAAAGAUUGCUGGGGGCUUUCAUUGCUACCAUCAUUUUCAUCAUUGUCCUCUUCAUUGUGCUCAGGAGAAGAGCAGCUAAACCAAAGUCUGAGCAGCUUCUAAGGGCUUCAGAAUAGAGGAAACCCUUGUGUCACCCACACACCUUUGUCCCCAGUCCCUUGACACAUACUGCUCAGGAGAGCCAGCCCUGUCCGAAUAUUAACAGGACUACUGGUCGACAUGGAAGGAGUGGGGUUGCCCCUGUGGGAGAAUCUGAGUGACUGUUCAGAAGUGGAAUCACAGAAAAAUGUGUCUUCCUCUUGGGAGGGCAACAUUGACAGCCUCAACUCUUUGCUGGGAUAAUGGGUCAUGGGCAAUAUGCAUAUAUUUUUGGAUAUGGAUCUUCUCCUGCUUCAGGGAAAAUUAAAUUCUACAUCAAUGACUUGUAAAAUUUGUAUAGAGAUACACAUCAGUAUGUGUACAUGUUGUAAGCAAGUAUACAAGAGUUGCAUCUGUGUAGGUGUGAAUUGGUAGAUGUAUAUAGGUACAUUUGGUUAAUGCCUAUGAGGCAGGUGUUUCAGUAAGACAUUUAUGUGUAAGUUUUAACUGUGAAGCUGGGCAAAUAUGUGGGCAAAAUUGGCACUUCAAAAUGGUAUAUCCUCAAACAGAGGAAGUUGUGGGUUAAACAUCACAAAUCGAGCAGCUGGAGAAAUAUGACUCUCCAGGGGAAAGCUACAAUAAAAUUUUUAACAGAAAUUUCACUGCUAGAAGUUUACAAGAUGGGGAAUAUCUGUGGUUCUGUUGUUGUGAAAAAGACAGACGUGAUUAAACACACUUCCUGCCUAACAGGGAAUUUGAAGGUAACAGAGAUCUUGCAUGUAACCAACAGGGCAAAAGAACACAGAAGGAAGGUGUGGAUGGAAAGGAGGUAUACGGCACCCAAUAAAAGUGAGAAUUUAUGAAGCAUAAAAGGUGAUAAGGAGUGUUCAAAAUAAUCUGGAAAAACUGGAUUGCUGAAAGUGCUAACGGCACUUGGAAGGAGUUUUUUCGAAAUACACUGAAAACUAAGAAAUGCUAGCAACAGCCUAGGCUCCUGCUGAGUAGAUUGAGGUAAAACUGUUGAUAGAGAAGAUUUUUCAUGGAGGUUUUUUGAUACAGAGAAGCUAGUUUGUAUACAGGAAGAAAAACAGUAGUCUAUUCAUACCAGGUGAGGUGGUAAACAACUGCCUAAUCUAUUUGCAAACUCAAGGUUUUAACAGCAUUUAUUAAAAAUAAGGAUUUUGAGAUCAGUAACCAAGAAAAUUUGCAUCUCAGAAUCAACAAAGAUUUGGCUGAGGAGGCACCUGGUCCAAUGGAGUUAAAUGUUUAAAAAUCCCAGCAUACUAGAGAAAUCCCAAGGUCUUGGAAGACUGUGUUGUGUCAGUGUUCACAGAGAGAAAGCGAGAUGGCACCAAUGUUAGAUGGUUCCACAGUAGUAAUCAUAGAUAAGAGAGUGUGAAGCUAUUACAAGUUGGCUAACAAAGGCUUCAACAAUGAAAAAACAUGAAUGAUUUAGUAUGUUUGAAUUUUUUUUAUAAAAAAGGAGUUUUGAGAAAAAAAAGAAUUAAUUCUUUAAUGAAAUUAAAUGUUUGGUUGAUAAAAGCACUGGUGCAGAUUUAACAAACCAAGAAAUCAGUAAACUUUGAAGAAAAAAUAAUAGAAUCAUAGAAUGUCCUGAGUUGGAAGAGAUCCACAAGGAUCAUCGAGUCCAACUUCUGUCCCUGCACAGGACAACCUCAACAUUCACACCAUGUGUCUGAGGGCAUUGUCCAAAUGCUUCUGGAAUAUUCUCAGGCUGGGCACCGUGACUGCUUCCCUAGGGAACUGUCCCAUUGCUCCACCACCCUCUGGGGGAAGAAUCUCUUCCUAAUAUCCAAACUAAACCUCCCCUGGCACAUCUUCCUGCCACUCCCUCAGGUCCUGUCAUUGGCCACCAGAGAGAAGAGACCAGCAACUGCUCCUCUGGCUAACAGACAAAUGGCAAAAGUCAGUUGUUCAAAAAAGAAGCCACAGUCACCACUGAAAGCGUGUUCCUCUCUGCAA
Messenger RNA from Cuculus canorus (common cuckoo), 3455 nucleotides. It is a transcript of the gene TAPBPL, whose product is annotated as TAP binding protein like. The transcript has 7 exons. The coding region runs from base 143 to 1510 and encodes 455 amino acids. The record is from RefSeq and is a predicted model, not a curated record. Lineage: Eukaryota; Metazoa; Chordata; Aves; Cuculiformes; Cuculidae.